AGAAAGAGAGGUGGAGAGAGUGAGAGAGCAGGAAGAGAAAACUGCUGAAAAGAGGAGCACCACUCGUGGGGUUAAAACCCCGAGGAACAACUUGAGCAGGAACCGGGGCGCACAUAAUAAGCAGCAGGAGCAAGAGGAGGAAGAAGAAGCAACCAAAGCGCAAGGCCCAAGCAAAGCAAGAAGCGGUUGUAGGCUGUAGCUGGGAAGCUGUGGGCGUAUGCGGGAGAAGGGGGCGGCGACCGAGUAGAAAGCAUGCUCCUGCCCUCCCUCUCCGGCGGCGGCGGCGGCGGCGGUCGGAUCUGCCGGGGAGCGGCGGCCGGGGCGCGGAGUUAACCCUGGUCCACGAGAUCUGACGGGGCGGCUCCUGGGAUCGAGCGGUCCAGUCGCUCGGGGUGGCGUUUCUUGUCCGCAACGGCGGCGCUCCUCUGCGCAUUCCGGCUGCUUUCCGGGCCCAAAUCGCGUCUUCUCGCCGGCCUGGGAAGUCGAAACCUGGGUGCUCUGGUUGGAGCACUGGGCGCUGCUGCGGUAAUUUUCCGGGAAGCGUAACUGCGCACGGCAAAAGGGGCUCUGUGGCGUGAGUAGGCGAGGAGAAGCAGAGAAAGCGAUGGGUUUCAGGAAGGCGCUGUGAUUUGGCCGAAAAAGGAGGAAUCUUUCCUUCGUUUUCUCCUUCCUUCCGCCGCUGCGUGCACGUUCCUUUAUUGCCUCCAGAUCGGUCUCUGAUUGGCCUUUCGGGAAGUCGGGUAGAGAAGAAGGAGAUAAUGAGGCUCUCGUCGCCGGCAGGCAGCGUCCUCUCGGGUCAGGCGGCAGCGUCGCCGGAAGAUGUAGAGGAGCACAAGUGCCUCAAUUCGGAAUUGUGGCAUGCUUGUGCUGGCCCGCUUGUUUCCUUGCCGGCAGUCGGUAGCCGGGUGGUGUAUUUCCCGCAGGGUCACAGCGAGCAGGUAGCUGCAUCUACAAAUAAAGAAAUAGAGUCUCAAAUCCCCAACUAUCCUAACCUACCUCCACAGCUUAUAUGCCAACUUCACAAUGUAACCAUGAAUGCUGAUCCGGAGACGGAUGAGGUCUAUGCCCAGAUGACGUUACAGCCACUUAACCCGCAAGAGCUCAAGGAUCCGUAUCUACCUGCUGAAUUAGGUACUGCCAACAAACAGCCAACGAAUUACUUUUGCAAAACAUUAACUGCAAGUGACACAAGUACGCACGGUGGAUUCUCUGUUCCUCGGCGAGCAGCUGAGAAAGUGUUUCCUCCUCUGGAUUUCACUCUGCAACCUCCGGCGCAAGAGCUUUUUGCAAAAGAUCUUCAUGGCAAUGAGUGGAAAUUCCGUCACAUCUUCCGCGGUCAGCCAAAGCGGCAUCUUCUCACCACAGGCUGGAGUGUCUUUGUAAGCGCAAAAAGACUUGUUGCUGGAGACUCUGUCCUAUUCAUCUGGAACGACAGCAAUCAGCUUCUUCUGGGAAUUCGCCGGGCAACUCGGCCACAAACUGUCAUGCCAUCUUCAGUCCUAUCUAGCGACAGCAUGCACAUUGGUCUUCUUGCUGCAGCUGCUCAUGCUGCUUCAACAAAUAGCCGUUUUACAAUCUUUUAUAAUCCAAGAGCUAGUCCUUGUGAGUUUGUUAUACCGCUUGCUAAGUAUGUUAAAGCUGUGUAUCAUACCCGUAUAUCUGUGGGGAUGCGCUUCAGGAUGCUUUUUGAGACAGAAGAAUCAAGUGUUAGGAGAUACAUGGGGACAAUUACAGGAAUUAGUGACCUUGAUGCUGUUCGUUGGCCGAACUCGCAUUGGCGUUCUGUAAAGGUUGGCUGGGAUGAAUCAACUGCUGGGGAGAGGCAGCCAAGGGUGUCACUUUGGGAGAUUGAGCCCCUGACGACUUUCCCAAUGUAUCCAACUCCCUUUCCACUCAGACUGAAGCGUCCGUGGCCAACAGGCUUGCCUUCUCUACAUGGCGGUAAGGAUGAUGAUUUGACUUCCUCUCUCAUGUGGCUUCGCGAUGGCUCUAAUCCUGGUUUCCAGUCACUGAAUUUUGGUGGAGUUGGUAUGAGUCCCUGGAUGCAGCCAAGGCUGGAUGCGUCCUUACUUGGUCUACAACCAGACAUUUACCAGACAAUUGCGGCGACUGCUUUCCAGGACCCAACAAAAAUGUCGCCCACAAUGCUGCAGUUCCAGCAGCCGCAGAACAUGGUUGGUAGAGCUAUGCCGCUUUUGCAAAGUCAGAUUUUACAGCAAGUACAGCCUCAGUUUCAGCAGCAGCCAUACCUUCAAAAUAUUAAUGGGGCCGCGAUCCAAGGUCAGGCUCAGUCUGAGUUCCUUCAACAGCAGCUCCAACGCUGCCAGUCGUUUAAUGAGCAGAAGCCCCAGAUUCAACAUCAGCAAGAACAGCAUCAGCAGCAGCAGCAAUCACAGAGUAUGCAAGUCCCUCAGCAUCAACACAUACAACAACAGAAGAACAUUGCCAACUACCAGUCAUCAUUUUCUCAACUCUCCUCGGCUCCCCAGUCUUCACCUACCACGUUGCAAACAGUCUUGCCAUUUUCGCAGCCUCAGAGCUUUUCAGACACCAAUAUGAGUUCAUUGUCCCCAUCCAGUGCCUCCGCCAUGCAUAAUACAUUGGGUCCAUUCUCAUCAGAGGCAGCUUCACACCUAGGUAUGCCAAGACCUACUGCCGUACCUGUUCCUGACCCAUGGUCAUCAAAGCGAGUCGCAGUGGAGUCUCUUCUUACUUCCCGGCCUCAGGCUACAUCGAACAUAGAACACCUGGACUCAACACCACCUAGUAUACCUCAAAGCUCUGCAUUGGCGCCGCUUCCUGGAAGAGGGUGCUUGGUGGAUCAAGAUGGGAACUCUGAUCCUCAAAAUCAUCUUCUGUUUGGCGUUAACAUAGACUCACAGUCACUUCUAAUGCAAGGAGGCAUCCCAAGCCUCCAUGAUGAGAAUGAUUCGACUACAAUUCCGUAUUCCACUUCCAAUUUUCUGAGCCCUUCUCAAAAUGAUUUCUCCUUGGAUCAAACGCUAAACAGUCCGGGCUGUUUAGAUGAAUCGGGAUAUGUGCCAUGUUCACACAAUCCUAAUCAAGGGAAUCAACCACCUGCGACCUUUGUGAAGGUUUACAAAUCUGGAACCUACGGAAGGUCGCUCGAUAUCACUAGGUUUAGUAGCUAUCAUGAACUACGUAGAGAACUGGGGCGCCUAUUUGGCCUUGAGGGCCAGUUGGAAGACCCUUUGAGAUCAGGCUGGCAGCUUGUAUUCGUCGACCGGGAGGAGGAUGUCCUUCUCGUUGGUGACGACCCUUGGCAGGAAUUCGUGAACAGCGUAUUCUGCAUAAAGAUCCUCUCCCCGCAGGAGGUGCAGCAGAUGGGAAAGCAGGGCCUUGAGCUCUUGAGCUCGGCUCCUUCAAAGAGGCUAGGUAGCAGCUGCGACGACUAUGCGAGCAGGCAGGAAUCGAGAAGCCUGAGCACCGGGAUCGCAUCUGUUGGUUCAGUCGAAUUCUGAAAAUAGAAGGUGUCCGUAGCACCAGGGCAUAAUGCUCUUUCGCCUGCUGCAUAUGUUCCUGCACCCUUUUUUCCUCUAGUUUUUGAGAACUGGAACUGAAAGCACAUAGAUCAUGCCUAGCUUUUAAGUUUAAAGUUAUGUACCAUCUAAUAAUCAUUGUCAUGACAACUUUCAAGUAGAAACUGCCCCAAUCCCCCACCCCACCCUGGUCAACAUGGCAAAACUUUGUUCCAUGGAAUACUAAUCCUGUGAAUGUAGGCUCUUUAGUUAUCAACUCUUUGGUCA
This is a messenger RNA of Brachypodium distachyon (stiff brome), 3767 nucleotides long. Its product is annotated as auxin response factor 17. The transcript has 14 exons. Gene Ontology annotation, biological process: response to hormone; regulation of DNA-templated transcription. The coding region runs from base 759 to 3482 and encodes 907 amino acids. The record is from RefSeq and is a predicted model, not a curated record. Gene Ontology annotation, molecular function: DNA binding; protein binding. NCBI's taxonomy places the organism in Eukaryota, Viridiplantae, Streptophyta, Magnoliopsida, Poales, Poaceae. Gene Ontology annotation, cellular component: nucleus.